Polychytrium aggregatum is the source of this 836-nucleotide messenger RNA. Its product is annotated as peroxisomal biogenesis factor 11. Gene Ontology annotation, cellular component: peroxisomal membrane. Bases 38 to 739 code for a protein of 233 amino acids. The transcript has 5 exons. The record is from RefSeq and is a predicted model, not a curated record. Lineage: Eukaryota; Fungi; Chytridiomycota; Chytridiomycetes; Polychytriales. Gene Ontology annotation, biological process: peroxisome fission; regulation of peroxisome size.
UUCUUCGCAUCUGAUCCCCAAGACGCUGUUCGCCGCCAUGAGCAUUGGUACAACCUCGUUGGCGCUGGUGGACCACACGAGCCGGUUCCUGUCGACAUCCCUUGGCAGGGACAAGGCCAAUCGAUUUGUCCAGUUCUUUUCCAAGUUUAUCGCCUGGUAUUUGUCCAAAGUCGGCGGCAACCCAGACACCAUCAAGCGCCUCAGCGCUCUGUCGGCGACGCUGUCGCAGAGCCGUAAACUGAUGGCAGUGGGUCGUCAACUCGAGUUCCUUUCUGCCAUAUCCAAGAGCCGCGCGAUCAAUGAUCCGUUUCUGCGCUACGCUACCAUUCUCAAGAGCGUUGCUUUGAUGGGCUGGCUCUCGUUCGAUACGAUCCAGUGGAUUCAUGGGGCAGGCGUGUUGCAGCACCCGGACAUCAAACUAGUCAGCGACCGCGCCAUGAAGUGGUGGCUCGCCUCGCUGGUUGUUUCUCUUGCUGGAAGCCUCUAUCGUUUCCGGAUCAACUCGAACAAGCUGGCUCUGGAGACCAGCAGCGAAAAGUCGGCGUCGGAUGGCGCCAACGUCAAGGCCCUGUAUCGCGAUCGAGCCUCAAUCACCCUCGCCAUCGCGCAAGAUGCCUUUGACAUCUUGAUCCCCUGCAGCGCCCUCCAGUACACGUCGCUGGAUCAGGGCUAUGUUGCUGCCGCCGGAACCAUCACGUCCCUCAUUGGUGCAUAUGUCCAGUGGCGCAACGUGCAGUGAUCCAGCCGGCUCGACCCGGUGCUGGCUCGAGCCAACUUCCGCAAAAGGCAGCAUUGCGUCCCAUGUGCAGGAUCGCUUGCCCAACUCUGUCUUGCUU